Messenger RNA from Diabrotica virgifera virgifera (western corn rootworm), 418 nucleotides. RefSeq names its product crustapain-like. Bases 63 to 371 code for a protein of 102 amino acids. Lineage: Eukaryota; Metazoa; Arthropoda; Insecta; Coleoptera; Chrysomelidae. The record is from RefSeq and is a predicted model, not a curated record. The transcript has 2 exons.
UGGUCCAUUGUAAAUCAAUUUGUAUUACUGUUGAAACAAUUCGUAGUUCAACAAAAAAUAAUAUGUUUAAAAAUUUAUUCUUUUUGGGAUUAGUUGCUGUUGCUAUUGCUCAUUUUACAUAUUUGUCAGACGAUGAAGAGUUUGAGAAUUUUAAGAUAAAAUUCAACAAAAAUUAUUCAUCGGAUCUUGAAGAAAAAUUACGUAAACAGAUAUUCAUCAAUAGUUUAAACAGAGUCAAGGAACAAAACGAAAAAUAUGAAAAAGGGGAAGAUACUUGGUACGCGGGUAUUAACCAGUUUUCUGAUAUGACCGAUGAAGAAAAGAGACGACAUACCGGCUUGUUACCACCACCCAUCAUAAAAUUUAAAUAGAAUGUAAAAAUAUGGAAAUUCUCUAAAUAAAUAACUUUUCUCUCGUA